Papaver somniferum (opium poppy) is the source of this 863-nucleotide messenger RNA. RefSeq names its product histone H3.3-like. Gene Ontology annotation, cellular component: nucleosome. The record is from RefSeq and is a predicted model, not a curated record. The coding region runs from base 129 to 566 and encodes 145 amino acids. NCBI's taxonomy places the organism in Eukaryota, Viridiplantae, Streptophyta, Magnoliopsida, Ranunculales, Papaveraceae. Gene Ontology annotation, molecular function: protein heterodimerization activity; DNA binding; structural constituent of chromatin. The transcript has 6 exons.
CCUCUGGUGAAAUGAAAUCGAGUAUCCAGCGGGAACAAUAAAAUUAAACCUAAAAUUUUCUUAUCAAAAUCUCCUUCUUUUUGUCUGGAUUUCCUCCUCCUUUUAUCACUAUAGUUGUUGUAGACGCCAUGGCGAGAAAAAAACAUUUCGCCCAAAGGUACACACCUGGAGGUCGUCAACCACCACCACCAACACCACCACCACCAUCAGCAGCAGGUUCUAGUUCUGAUGCGGGGGGUAAGAAGAGGUCAUAUAGACAUAAACCAGGAGCCAAAGCUCUUCAAGAGAUAAGAAAAUUGCAGAAGAAUAUUGAUCUCUUGUUGCCUAGAGCCCCAUUUGUAAGAAUUGUGAAAGAGAUCACGGACAAUUUUAGUAAAGAAGUUAAUCGUUGGCAAGCGGAAGCUUUAACAGCACUUCAGGAGGCAACUGAAGCCUUCCUGGUCAAUACAUUUGAAGAUGCUCAGCUAUGUGCUAUCCAUGCGAAACGUGUGACCAUCAUGCAAAAAGAUUGGCAGCUAGCAAGAAGGCUCGGUGGGAGAGGUCACUAUGGCUCUCAGCCAUGGUGAGAGAGCUGCAUCAGCCACAGUCUAACAUCUAUGUGCAGUUCUCAAGCUCUGACAUUAGUAUUGUGUUGUUGGUAUCAUAUUGGCAGUAAACCCCUCAUGUGUGUAUGUCUAACUUAACUAGGAUUCAGUCGAAAAGUCUUAAGAAGCUGGUAGGUUGUCAGAUUAAAUUUUUACUGUGUAUGACAGAAGAUGCUUGAAAUGUCUCUCUGAUUCAUGGAUGCACUAGCCCUUACAUGUUAUUGCAGGGGCAUUGUUUGAAUGGUUUCAGAAUUUCAGAUUAUCUUUUUAGUUUUCGUG